GAAUAAAACAAACGCUACGAGGUGAUAUGUCACCAAUUUUCUCUCUCCUCUCCUUCCUUGUUUGAUCACCCACAAACCCAAACAAUUAGAAAUCUCAUUUCAAGUCAUCAUAGUUGAUCAUUUCUUCUCAAAUUUGUUUCAACCCUUUUUAAUCUUCCCUCAAGUUUCUCGAAUUCUCUGCAAUUUCUGAAGAGAUCGGUGUGGUGGGGAUAGUAGUGCUAGAGUUCUUCACAAAUGGGUCAAGCAUUUCGCAAGCUGUUUGACACUUUCUUUGGCAACACUGAAAUGAGGGUUGUAAUGCUUGGUCUUGAUGCAGCCGGUAAAACAACUAUAUUGUACAAACUGCAUAUUGGGGAAGUUCUGUCUACUGUUCCAACAAUUGGUUUCAAUGUUGAAAAAGUUCAGUACAAGAAUGUGAUUUUCACUGUGUGGGAUGUUGGUGGUCAAGAAAAACUUAGACCACUUUGGAGGCAUUACUUCAACAAUACAGAUGGACUGAUCUAUGUAGUUGAUUCCUUGGAUCGGGAUCGAAUUGGAAAAGCGAAGCUAGAGUUUCAGGCUAUCAUCAAUGAUCCAUUCAUGCUUAACAGUGUUAUUUUGGUGUUUGCAAAUAAGCAAGAUAUGAGAGGAGCCAUGUCACCGAUGGAAGUUUGUGAAGGGCUAGGUCUUUUUGAUCUCAAAAACAGGAAAUGGCAUAUUCAGGGGACUUGUGCUCUAAAGGGAGAUGGUCUAUACGAGGGUCUGGAUUGGUUAUCUAGCACUCUCAAAGAGGUAAGAGCUGCAGGAUACUCGUCUCUGGGGGCAUCAUCCAUCUGAUUGAUCAGCAGGUUGACUAAAGGCGAUUAUCUUUUCUGAAGGAAGUGGCGAAAAAACUUACCAUUUUACGUGUAGAAAUUGUAGGCAAUUCUUGGGGUUUUUGUGGUGAAAACUAAAGGUGCAUUGGGCAUUUGCUUAUGGCGUUGCCUCGAGCUUCAAAUCUCUGACAACUUGAGAUGUAUAUUGACAUAACAUGUUCACUGUAUGGCUGUACCUCGCUGGGACGUUCAUAGAAAAAUGUAUUGACUGAGGUUGACAUUCUCUCACUGUGAGUUGGUUUCAGGGGCUAUCCUGAAAUGUUUGUAAAAUACUUCAUGGCAGUGUGGUUGUACCAUUCCAGAAUUGCAACAUAUUAACCAUUACAGUUGAACAAGUUUUUGGUUGUGUCAAA
Molecule: messenger RNA, 1207 nt
Organism: Spinacia oleracea (spinach)
Lineage: Eukaryota; Viridiplantae; Streptophyta; Magnoliopsida; Caryophyllales; Amaranthaceae
Exons: 7
Coding region: 235-816 (193 amino acids)
Molecular function (GO): GTPase activity; GTP binding
Source: RefSeq, a predicted model, not a curated record